Messenger RNA from Mugil cephalus (flathead mullet), 5064 nucleotides. RefSeq names its product disheveled-associated activator of morphogenesis 1-like. Gene Ontology annotation, biological process: actin nucleation; actin cytoskeleton organization. The record is from RefSeq and is a predicted model, not a curated record. Gene Ontology annotation, cellular component: stress fiber; actin filament. Lineage: Eukaryota; Metazoa; Chordata; Actinopteri; Mugiliformes; Mugilidae. Gene Ontology annotation, molecular function: microtubule binding; actin binding; small GTPase binding. The transcript is spliced from 26 exons. Bases 543 to 3797 code for a protein of 1084 amino acids.
UUUCUUAAGAAAUUCCAUUAUUUUCUAAAGGAUGGUUUAUUAAAUGUAAACACUCUCUUAAUUUUCUUAUUUGAUGAUAUAAAAAAAUCUGUGGUUGUCGUUACUCACAGGUUAUUAUUCUGUCAUGAUACUGGUCCGGCCAAAGUGAUUUCAAAUCGGGCUGUGUUUACUAAAAUGAGCUUGACGCUCCUGCUCUACUACAACGUCCAUGAAGCACUUGGGUUAGCACAGAACGGCGCAUGCGCGUUACCUGCUCGAGUAAACCGAUGACCUCACACGCGCAGCCCGGACCAACCGGUCGGUGGUUGAAUCGCCUCCCGGUUGUCUAGGUCUGGAUUGUCUCCUUCUUCUCCUUCUUUUUCUUCUUCCGCCGUUUUACUUUUCUUACCUGAUGAACUCGUGGACACGGUUGUCAAGAAAAAUGUCCACGUUGACGAGUACUCUCUGACGGAGGCCAAACUCAGAGGUGGAGGAGGCUGUAAAGAGGCCCUGAAGGAGCCUCAAACCCUCCCUGCCUGAACCGUUGGACGCAUUGGACAGCCAUGGCUCCUCGGAAGCGUGGCGGCGGCGGUGGCGGAGGAGGCAGCGGCCGCGGUGGCCUCUCCUUCAUUUUCUGCUGCUUUAACGGCAGCGAUCACCCAGAGAUCACCUACAGGCUGCGGGAGGACUUCGCCCUGCAGUCCAUGGAGCCUUCACUACCGAUGCCAGGACCCGAGGAACUGGAUGUCAUGUUUACAGAGUUGGUGGAUGAGCUGGACCUUACAGAAAAGCACAGGGAAGCCAUGUUUGCCCUGCCUGCAGAGAAGAAAUGGCAAAUCUACUGCAGCAAAAAGAAGGAACAGGAAGAAAACAAAGGUGCAACCAGUUGGCCAGAGUUUUACAUCGAUCAGCUCAAUUCAAUGGCAGCUAGAAAGACGAUCCUUGCUCUGGAGAAAGAAGAGGAGGAAGAGAGGAACAAAACCAUUGAGAACUUGAAGACGGCCCUGAGGACCCAACCUAUGAGGUUUGUUACCCGUUUCAUCGACCUGGACGGCCUGACGUGCAUCCUGAACUUCCUGAAGAGCAUGGACUACGACACCACCGAGUCGCAGAUCCACACGUCGCUGAUCGGCUGCAUCAAGGCCCUGAUGAACAACUCGCAGGGCCGCGCCCACGUCCUCUCUCACUCCGAGAGCAUCAACAUCAUCGCCCAGAGCCUGGCCACGGAAAACAUCAAGACCAAGGUGGCAGUUCUGGAGAUAAUGGGAGCCGUGUGUCUGGUGCCCGGCGGCCACAAAAAAAUCCUGGAGUCCAUGCUGCACUAUCAACGUUUUGCCAGCGAGCGGACGCGCUUCCAGACGCUUAUAAAUGAUCUGGACCGGAGUACGGGACGAUACAGAGACGAGGUCAACCUGAAGACAGCCAUCAUGUCAUUUAUUAACGCUGUGCUGAGUCAAGGAGCCGGAGAGACUAGUUUGGAAUUCCGUAUACACCUGCGAUAUGAGUUUCUCAUGCUGGGGAUCCAACCUGUGAUCGAUAAGCUGCGCUCUCAUGAAAACUCCACAUUAGACAGGCAUUUGGACUACUUUGAAAUGCUGCGAAAUGAGGACGAGCUGGCUCUGUCGAAGCGUUUUGAGUCGGUACAUAUAGACACCAAAAGUGCCACGCAAGUUUUUGAUCUCAUCCGCAAGAAGAUGAACCACACUGAUGCAUACCCGCACUUUAUGUCUGUCCUGCAUCACUGUCUGCUCAUGCCACACAAGAGGAGUGGAAACACGGUACAGUACUGGCUGCUGUUGGAUCGCAUCGUUCAGCAGAUGGUGUUGCAGAACGACAAAGGUCACGACCCAGACGUCGCACCGCUGGAGAAUUUUAACGUGAAGAACGUCGUCCGGAUGCUGGUCAAUGAAAACGAGGUCAAACAGUGGAAAGAGCAGGCCGAGAAAAUGAGAAAAGAGCACCACGAGCUGCAGCAAAAGUUCGAGAAGAAGGAACGCGAAUGUGAUGCCAAGACCCAGGAGAAAGAGGACAUGAUGCAGACGCUCAACAAGAUGAAAGAGAAGCUGGAAAAGGAGAGCAACGAGCACAAAAACGUCAAGCAGCAAGUGGCCGAACUCACUGCACGGCUCCACGAACUCAGCGCCAGGCAGGCGGCCAUUGUUCCCGGCGGCCCUCCUCUACCCCCCGGCCCCCCUGGCGGCCCCGUGCCUCCUCCACCCAUGCCAGCGGCAGCAGGCAUUUUCCCACCCCCUCCGCCACCUCCUGGUGGUAUGCCUCCUCCGCCUCCCCCGCCUCCUCCGCCAGGUGGCCCGCCGCCUCCUCCUGGACUCCCAUCCAUGGGAGGCAUCCCUCCGCCGCCAGGAGGACCCCUGGGAAUAUCUCUGAAGAGGAAGAACAUUCCUCAGCCGUCCAACCCGCUCAAGUCCUUCAACUGGUCCAAGUUAGCUGAGAACAAGCUGGAGGGAACUGUUUGGAUGAACAUCGAUGAUGCCAAGGUUUUCAAAAUCUUGGACCUGGAGGACAUUGAAAAGACCUUCUCAGCCUAUCAAAGACAGCAGGACUUCUUAAUGAUCAAUAACAGCAAACAGAAAGAGGCAGAAGACGACAUGAGCUCCAAAAAAGUCAAAGAGCUGUCAGUCAUUGACGGCCGCCGAGCUCAGAACUGCAACAUCCUCCUCUCGCGACUGAAGCUCUCCAACGAGGAGAUCAAGAGAGCCAUUCUGACCAUGGACGAACAGGAGGACCUUCCCAAAGACAUGCUGGAGCAGUUGCUGAAGUUUGUCCCAGAGAAGAGUGACGUGGAUCUCCUGGAGGAGCACAAACACGAGCUCGAUCGAAUGGCCAAACCCGACCGCUUCCUCUACGAGAUGAGCAGAAUAAACCACUACCAGCAGAGGCUGCAGAGUCUGUACUUCAAGAAGAAGUUUGCAGAGAGGAUAGCUGAACUCAAACCCAAAGUGGAAGCUCUGACCAAGGCAUGUAAAGAAGUUUUACACAGUAAAAACCUGAAGCAGCUGCUGGAGGUGGUUCUGGCCUUUGGAAACUACAUGAACAAGGGUCAGAGAGGCAACGCUUAUGGCUUCAAGGUGUCUUCACUCAACAAGAUCGCCGAUACCAAAUCCAGCAUCGACAAGAACAUAACUCUGCUGCACUACCUGAUCACCAUCCUGGAGAAGAAAUAUCCCAAAGUCCUGAUGUUCCAGGAGGACCUGCAGAGCAUCUCAGAGGCCGCCAAAGUCAACAUGACAGAGCUGGAAAAAGAUAUAGGCAACCUGCGCAGCGGCUUGAAAAACGUGGAGAGCGAACUGGAAUACCAGAAGAAGCAACAGCAGGUGCUGGGGGACAAGUUUGUGUCCGUGGUGAGCCAGUUCAUCACCGUGGCCAGCUUCAGCUUCUCCGACGUGGAGGAGUCUCUCAACGAGGCCAAAGACCUGUUCCUGAGGGCAGUGAAGCACUUUGGUGAAGAUGCCAGCAAGAUGCAGCCAGAUGAGUUCUUUGGCAUCUUUGACCAGUUCCUGCAGUCGUUUGCCGAGGCUCAGCAGGAGAACGAGAACAUGCGAAAGCGCAAGGAAGAGGAGGAGCGCAGGGCUAAAAUGGAAGCUCAGCUGAAAGAACAGAGGGAGAAAGAGCGCAAGGCCCGCAAAGCCAAAGCCAACGGAGAAGACGACGGAGGCGAGUUUGACGACCUGGUGUCAGCUCUGCGCUCGGGCGAGGUCUUUGACAAGGACCUGUCCAAGAUGAAACGGAACCGCAAGCGGAUCAACAACCAGAGCACGGACUCGGGCAGAGAGCGACCGAUCACCAAGCUCAACUUCUAAGCGUGGCCGAGGUCGCCCCCCCCCUCCCAGCACUGUUCACCAUUAGUUUCCCCGUGGGUCGGACUGACAUGCACAUUCCUCUGCACCCUCCUCCGCUCCCACCCACCUCGGCUUCAAUAAUCCAUGGCUUUGCAUCAUGGCAGCGGAGCCACACACACACACAGCACAACAUGUUUAGACCUCUCAUCCUCAGAGAUUUUGAUACGAUACGGAGCAGAAGCCAAAAGUUGAUGACCGUUCGACCAAAUUGGAUCAUUCCCACCGGGAUGAUCAGGUGAAACGUUUUAAGAAGAUGUCAUGCUGGAGAAAAGUUCCCUUCCAGAGAUGCUUAUUUGACGGGAUCCGUUCUGUGCUGAAGUUUGUACGUGAGAAUCUAUGCACAGAGAGAGAGAGAGAGACGUGUGCAGCUCAGAGACUCUUUCAGGGCCGAACGCUCGAUUCCAAACGGGAACACGAUUCCAUUGAAAACACAAGGGGCCAUUUUGUACGGGCUGAUUUCGUAGAUUGAGAGGGGCUGCUUUCACACGCCUGAACUGUCCAAGAGACCAUUUUUUUUGGAGAAAGACUAAACCUGAACUUCCCUUCUCGCGCCGUGACGGGACUGAGACGCUGCGUCGUCGCGACGUUUGUGGUUUUAACUGCAGGUGACGCAGCUGAGAAGCAGAGUUUCUUUUCUAUUCAUCAUUAUUGACGUGCAGCAUUUAUACAUCCGAUCACUGUAUGUGUGUGUUAUUUGAACUUUUUCCUGUUAAGAGCUGGCCUUAACUCUGAUUUUAAUUGUUGAGCGGUACUCUCAAAGGCCUGGGCCUAACCUACAGUCUCUCUACAAGUGUGGACACUUAUGUCAUAGAUUACGUAUAUCAGUAUAUAAGUGCAUGUGCUUGUUACACAUGCACAUAUGAACUCAUUAUUACUAUGCUAAAUGCCAAUAAAACUCUACCAAUAAUGCAAUAUUCCCAUUCCUCCCCUCUGGAGAGAGUGCCCUCCCUUAAUGUUUUUAUUUGAAUAGAUAAAGUAUGUUUUCUGCACACUGACUGGAUUCACGCUGCCUUAUAAAAAAUAUAUAUAUAUAUUUCAAACUCUGGUCCACAUGUGAAGUUUUCAUUCUUGCAGAAAACAUCACGUGUGAACACGUAACUUCUGGUUUUAAUUUGUCUCCCCAGCUGUGUGAAUCCAACCAGCGUCAGGCACCUCCACUGAACUUUUAUAAUUUAAAUAUUGCCUUCCAUUGUUCAAUGACCUGAUGAUAAAUAAAUGGGAGAAAUCA